This is a messenger RNA of Theobroma umbraticum, 1408 nucleotides long. Its product is annotated as PPR containing protein. NCBI's taxonomy places the organism in Eukaryota, Viridiplantae, Streptophyta, Magnoliopsida, Malvales, Malvaceae. The record is from RefSeq and is a predicted model, not a curated record.
UGGCUAAUGGUGAAACUGUAACGUUAAGUCUGCAAAAAGGAAAGUAUUCGAAUAAGCCAAGCUCCAAAAAAUUCCAAUUCCAAUUCCAAUACCAAGGUAGUAGGCAACUUUACAAAAACCAAACCAGUUAGAUACUUGGAAAACUAUCCCUCACUCCCACGCAAACAACCAACUACCUCUUCCAACUGCCCUUCCCUCUUUACCAGAAGCCUUUCCUUCUCAAGACAAUUCCUAGGAAAAAGGAAAAAACAAAGCCAACAUCGGGAAACAAGGAGCCCUAUAAACAAAGCAACUGAUCUUGACCCUUUCCUUUUUUAUGUCCGAAAAGAGUCUUCGACGACGGCUUCCGAGAGGCCGGCGACCACGGCUGCCGUAUCCAUCACCGUCCCCAAGGCUACGGACGCCUCCUCCGCAUCGGCGAUCAGCGAAGAGAUCGUCGAAGCAUGGUGGGAUUCUGAAGCGAUGUGCGUCAGAGCCGUGUCUUUGGAGCAGUGUUGCUGAAGAUGAGCAAAGGAGUAAUUUAUUGGGGUCUGAAGUGGAAGGGGCUUUGUUUAGGCCCCAAACUUGUACUGACGUCUUUGUUUCUUCUCCUUGUAUUUUGGGUUUUGGUUCUCCUCGUUCUUCUUCUUCUCCAAAGCAGGUUUUUGAGUUUGGGAUGCAGGGAUACAACAAAGAUGCUAAGGUUGUAAUCAAUGUAUCAGUUGAAGGAAGUCCAGGACCAGUACGGAGCAUGGUCAAAUUGGGGUCCAGUGUCGAAGAGACUAUAAAGCUUGUUGUAGACAAAUAUGCUGAAGAAGGGAGAACUCCUAAGCUUGAUCACAGUUCGGGAUUGGAAUUGCAUCACUCCUAUUUUAGCCUCCAAAGUUUGGAUAAAUCACUGAUAAUUGGGGAUGCUGGUAGCAGGAGCUUCUAUCUUAGAAAAAAUAGCAGUGGCCGUACUAGCAAUGGAGCAUCUAAUUCUUUUGUUUCAGAAAUUGCUCCAGAAGGAGCGAAUUCCCCUCCAGCUGUUCCACCUCCUACAUAUUUACUUACAGCUGUCAUAGCUCGAAAACUCAGCAAAAUUGUAAGAAGAACGCGUAGGCUCUGGAAGGUCUUGGUUUGCUUGCGAUGAGGAUAUCCAGGAUCAUACCAUUGUUAGAGGAGUUGUUAAUAUAGAUGCAAGGAGGAGUGAACCAAAGAAAGAAGCAAGAACGAUAGGUAAAGUUUCAUGAAAGACCUUUAGGAUGACUUAAAAAAUUUAUGUAAUAGUCUUUUAAAUUGGCCUUUCUCACAGUCCAUUGAACCAGAACCAUGCAUUAUGGGUUCAAUCUAAACCAGGACGGAAUAAAUUUUAUCAUGAUUAGAAACGAAUAUUCUGCUUCUUGGCAAUAAAAAUGUUACACGUGGAAGUGAGCCUGUAUUGAAAAAA